AUGGCCGACGUCCAGAAUGGACGGUGCUUUGCAAAGACUGCCCUAGCCGCCGAACCGCCUUUGAUCCAAAACGGGAGUGUGAUACUGCAAGCACACCACAUUGGAUGGAUCAUCUCCGGAUCCUUCACCUUCGUAGCUAUCGUCGUGUCCUUUUGGCUCAUUGACAGGCACUUGGUAUGGUACACAAAUAAGCGCGAGCAGCGGUACAUCGUCCGGAUUCUGUUCAUGGUCCCUAUUUAUGCCGUAGUAAGCUUUGCCUCCUACUUAUACUGGAACCACUCCACCGCCCUCCUUCUCAUCCGCGACUGCUACGAGUCGACAGUGCUCACCGCAUUCUUCUAUCUCCUCCUGACGUACCUCUCUCCUCAUGUACCCGAACAGAAGGAGAUCUUUCGCAGGGUGGGUCUUUCCUGUCAGAAUGAUCGGGAAGCAUGCAGGAGGGGAACGAAGCCAAGAAAAUGGGUCUUCCCGCUUUCCUUCGUCCGCUGGAAGCCAGAGGACGGCCUGUAUUUCUUCCAACUCAUGAAAUGGGGUGUCCUCCAAUAUUGUGUGAUCAGACCAGUGACGACUCUUGUUGCGGUGGUGCUCAAUUAUGUGGGCUUGUACUGUGGUGACUCGUGGAGUCCCGGCUGGGGACACAUAUAUAUCACUGUAGUCGUGUCAAUCUCCGUAUCUGUGGCCAUGUAUUGUUUGAUUCAGCUUUACCUCCCGAUCUCGGAGUACUUGGCGCCUCACAAGCCGCUCUUGAAGCUGUUCGCGAUCAAGGCAGUCGUCUUCCUUACCUUCUGGCAAGAGACGUUUAUCUCCAGCCUCGAGGUGUUUGGCGUCAUCAAAGACACACAAUACAUGACCGCCGACAACAUCGCCACCGGCGUUGGCGCAGUCACGGAGACAUUCGAGAUGAUGCUCUUCGCGUUCCUCCACAUCCGCGCCUUCACCUACAAGCCCUACCGCACCGCACCCGAGCGUACUCCACGCUGGCGCUCGCUCGUGCAGGUGCUCAACUUCAAGGAGACGUUGCGGGAGCUCUGGGCGGGUGCCGUGUACAUGGCCCACCGGUUUCGCGGGCACGAGACGGAUGUGCAGGCGCGGCGGGAGGCCGUCCUCGAAGGCGUCUUCGGGAAGUCGCGUUAUGACAUCCGUCGCGCCGACCAGGCGGGGAAGAAUCCCAUCGUCGUCGCGAUGGAGGAGACCGUGCACGUCGAUGCGGAGUGGCAGUGGCUCCAUGCUGCGGACGGGCAGACCCCUCCGUGGGAGGCCCGAGACAGGUGGCACAGAGAAAAGAGCGACCCCCUUGCUGAGCAGAUAAAGAAGGGACUGUCGAAGACGGGAUACAGUAAGGCGGAUCGCAUGAACGCUCCGAGAUAUGAUCGCCUCGGAGAAGUCGAGGAGAGCGGAGCCCCUGCCGCCGGCCAUUGGCGCCGAGAGUAUUCAUGGUGGCGAGACAUAUAUGCGCGAAUAUCGGGGUCUGAGAUGCACUGGGAGCUCGAACAGGAGCAGACGUACAAUCGCGCCUCUGAGCCUCGAGGUCGCGAAGACCCAACUGGCCAAGAUCAGACGAGGUUAUUGCAACACAACGUUGGGGAGCAUGACUACGAGGAUCAACCGCCACCAUCCGUGAUACGGACGUAUAGGGAUAGUCAGAAGAAGAAGGGUCUUCGAGACAAGGAUGUUCCACUUGCGCCGCAGGAGCCCGAAGCACUGUUGUCUGCAUUCGUCUCCCCCGAGCGUGAUCCGCCACCACAUCCGCCUGCUGACCGGCAGGCGACACUGACAUCGCUGCAGAACCGCUCGAGCGUUGUGUCUAGUAACGUCCCGUCGUCCCCGGCGCUCACGGAUAGCAACCAGUCGGACAGCUUCUUGGGACGGGCGUUUCCGGACGUGGCGUACUCGUCGACGUCCGCGGAGGUGGUGAGCGUCGGACGGACGUCGUCAGAAUCGCACCGGACGCGGGUGCGGCUGCCCGGGGAGCCGGAAGUGGUCCCGGAGAGCGUGCAGCAACUGAAGACGCCGGUGUUUGUGCAGUCGCCCCAUCGCGUUCGUCCCGAGGUCGGGACAUAUCCAGCAGCACUGCCGAUCCCUUCACCAGCAUCGACGGAUCCGAGUGUACGACCAGGUGUGCCAUUGGCCCGACCCGCGCAGUCCAAGUCCUCCGGCAGAGGCAGUGCUACCAUGCGUGCUCCCGUACUAAGUGACCGCAGAUAUUCGUACGGCGGCAGACGCAGCACCCCGUUUAUUGCGAACCGCUACACGCCAAGUAGGGAUAGGAUUGUUCUGCCCGCACGCCUUGCCCCUAUCACCGAUCGUGAGGAAGCGACUGCUCUUUCUCAAGUUGAGCCAGCGUCGUCGGCUGUCCAACUGGCUCCGACACCUUCGUCUUAUUCACCGCUAGUGCGUCCUCUACAGGUGCGUGGAUCCAUGACCGCGUCCGAGGACCCGCCAGUUGGUUCGCGAGGGCUCCGAAGGUCGACAUACAACGUGAGGCGACAGAGCUACGCGCCUAACAGUGCAUCGCCUUGCCGGAUCCAUCGGGACGGUAGCAGACGAUGA
Messenger RNA from Sparassis crispa, 2550 nucleotides. RefSeq lists its product with no specific name. Gene Ontology annotation, biological process: transport. The record is from RefSeq and is a predicted model, not a curated record. The coding region runs from base 1 to 2550 and encodes 849 amino acids. Gene Ontology annotation, molecular function: transporter activity. The transcript has 14 exons. NCBI's taxonomy places the organism in Eukaryota, Fungi, Basidiomycota, Agaricomycetes, Polyporales, Sparassidaceae.